This is a messenger RNA of Pelobates cultripes (western spadefoot toad), 196 nucleotides long. The record is from the annotation of a GenBank genome assembly. Lineage: Eukaryota; Metazoa; Chordata; Amphibia; Anura; Pelobatidae.
GGUUGUGGAGAGUGGCGGGCGGCGAUUUUUAUGGGGGGGCUGUCAUUACUGCAGUGUUAUUUGAUUCUCGUUCCCCACUUCACAUGGUUCCUAUUCACGGGGGAUGGGGUUCUACGGUAGUUUAUAGGCCAAGCAGUUUGGGGCGGAUCACGGUGGGGACUGGGCUCUAUGUUCUGUUUGUCCCCCCUCGGAUCGG